Messenger RNA from Capsicum annuum, 852 nucleotides. Its product is annotated as AT-hook motif nuclear-localized protein 10-like. The record is from RefSeq and is a predicted model, not a curated record. Gene Ontology annotation, molecular function: minor groove of adenine-thymine-rich DNA binding. Lineage: Eukaryota; Viridiplantae; Streptophyta; Magnoliopsida; Solanales; Solanaceae.
GAUGUGGCACAUAAAAUAAUGUCGUUUUCUCAGAAUGGUCCAAGGGCUAUUUGCAUCUUGUCUGCCAGUGGUACAAUAUCAAAUGUGACUCUUCGACAACCUGCUACGUUUGGUGGAACUGCGACCUAUGAGGAGCGGUUUGACAUAUUGUCUCUGACUGGUUCAUUUAUGCCGUCUGAAAUUGGCGGUCACCAAAGCAGAAAAGGUGGAUUAAGUGUGAAAUUAGCUGGAUCUGAUGGACGCAUUUUAGGUGGUGGUGUGGCGGGUGUUCUAACUGCUGCAUCACCAGUCCAGGUUAUCGUAGCUAGCUUCAUUGCAGAUGGUCGGAAAGAGCCAAAAUCAGCAAACCAUUUCGAGGCAUCACCUGCUCCAUUGAAUGCCAAUCUUGGUGGUAUGACAGGUGCCAAUAGCCCACCAUCACGUGGCACCUCUAGUGAAUCAUCUGGUGGGCAAGGUAGUCCCCUGAAUCAUAGCGGUCCAGUAUGCACCAACAAUAACCUGCAAGGAAUGUCGAGCAUGCCUUGGAAAUGAGUUUUUUCCGCUCUUCCUAAUAGAUUGACUUCUCGUAGGCUAGUUUACUAAAGAACUCUGAGGAGAUUGUUGCAACUCUGAAGGGAUUGUUGUAGUUUUAAUUGGUGUAAUUGUAGUUGUGCAGAAUUAAGAACCAUAGGCACUUUUUACCUUAGUUCAGCUGGUGAGAAGUGCCAAUUUGCUGAUUCUUAGGUAUUCUGCAUUUUCUGUCUUGUUAAUACAGUUUGCCGUUGUACUAGCCAUAGUAUCAUAGCUCUUGUUUGUGAUAUCUUUCAUAGACUUAUUCAUUAUAUUUCGGUUAUCACAAUAUUUUGUUGUUCA